Prunus avium (sweet cherry) is the source of this 594-nucleotide messenger RNA. The record is from RefSeq and is a predicted model, not a curated record. NCBI's taxonomy places the organism in Eukaryota, Viridiplantae, Streptophyta, Magnoliopsida, Rosales, Rosaceae.
AUGUCCUCAACUAGCUCUGGCUGCUCUUGGACUGCCAACCAAAAGAAAGAUUUUGAAAACGCUCUGGCUGUGUUUGACAGGGACAUUACCAGUCGCUUGGAUAAUGCUGCCAAGGCAGUUGGCAGAAAAACCCAAGAGGAAGUCAAGAAGCAUUAUGAACUUCUUGUUGAAGAUAUCACGCUUAUUGAGCCUGGACCAUUGCGCACUAGGCGACCAUGCCAAUUCCAUUUUCAAUAUCAUGUCCAUGCCUACGAACGAUCUGAACGUGUAUCGAAUAUUGCCUAUGACCUUGAAAUGGCAAGUGCUCCGGUUAAAGAUCAAUAUGCGCGGGUGUACAUUACCAUUGGAGAUGGAGGGAAUAUUGAAGGCUUGGCAACCAAUAUGAGGGAGCCACAGCCAGCUUACUCAGCUUAUAGAGAGGCCAGUUUUGGUCAUGCCAUUUUUGACAUCAAGAACCAAACUCAUGCCUUCUACGGUUGGCACCAGAACGAUGAUGGAGUUGCAGUAAAAGCCGAUUCUAUGUGGUUUUUCAACAGAUUUGACCAUCCUGUUGAUGAUUCUACAAGUUCCCAAUCAUGAUCAUGGGGAAAGAAA